UCAGUAUAAAAGCCAAAGCCACAGGAGAGUAAUAGCUUUAUUCCAAAGUUUUCAAAGCUGGAAGUCUUAUUUAGAGUAAACGAAUCUGCAGGCCGCUGCGCAAAGGUGAUGCGCGCUUACUGAGAGGCAUAAAGUUUGACCAGACAAAGAGAACCAAAGUAGAUUCGACUCCAAAGUUCUACUUGCUUUAUAAAUAAAGACCUUUUGCGAGUGUGAAGUCAGCUGAAGAUGGCAGAAGGAGACUUUUACACAAUGGGAAACAGGCAGCGGUUUCCUAGAGACCCGUUUGGAGAAUCACCGUUCAGGGACCAGUCUCCGUUCCGGGAUCAGCUUGCGUCCCGGUUCAUGGAGGAUGACUUCGGAAUGCCGCCCUUCCCCGACGAUCUCGGGGUGGACUGGCCCGGCUGGGCUCGGCCCGGUAGGCUGAGCACGCGCCUCGGGACGUCGCCCUUUGGCGGCGGUUUACGCACAGGGUUCCCCGCGCGUCACUCCACGGGAGGCCCCGCGCUGUACACCAGCAGGUACGGCGAGCCGUCCCCACGCAGCUCCCCCACGACCACGGGCGGGGAGCCCUGGAAGGUCUGUGUGAACGUCCACAGCUUCCAGCCAGAGGAGCUACACGUGAAGACCAGAGACGGUUUUGUAGAGGUCUCAGGAAAACAUGAAGAAAAACAGGAGGAGGGAGGCAUCGUGACAAAGAAUUUCACAAAGAAGAUACAGAUCCCCUCUGAUGUGGACCCCCUGACAGUCUUUGCCUCCUUGUCGCCUGAGGGUGUUCUCAUCAUCGAGGCUCGGCAGACACCCCCAUACUACCUCUUUAGCAGCGAAGACUCCCAGGGAGCUGAAGCUCAUGAGACGGAGACCGCCAUACCCAAAGAAGCCCCAGCAGUCUAAAGUGACUAACAUGAACACAUCAUCCUGCACAAUCAGUUAAGAGUUUGGAAGGAAUCUGGUUCACUGAACUAUCAUCUUAUUUAAACUCUAAGCUCUAAAAUUAAAAAAAGUCUGAAAUAUAUAAGGGCAGGGAAGUCCUCUUGGAUGUCUGUUUUAAUAUUGCAUAAAAUAGUUUUUUUAUACAAGAAAAAGUCUCUUUCUACCACUAACAGGCAUCUUAUAGUAAUACAUUCAGGUUUAUUCUUAAGUACAACUAAAACCAGCACUAAAAUGUAUUUAAAAAACAAUUUUUGCAUAUGGAGAAUAUAUCAAAUUGCAUCAUGUAUAAGUCUACUAUGAUAUCUUUUAUUUUUAAUAUUUAUGCAAAAUUCAAAUAAUGGGAAAAAUAAGGUUAAAAAUCACAAGAAGGGAAAUUAGACGAAGAUUUUUUUUUAAUGUGUUUACUUAGAUGAUUGAUAUUUCCUAUAAAUAGUUUCUAAUGUAUUUUUUGUGUCUGCUUUUCAUUUUAAAGAAGUUGUCCUUUAUAAUAAAAUAUAAACAAAUUGAAAA
Molecule: messenger RNA, 1443 nt
Organism: Girardinichthys multiradiatus
Lineage: Eukaryota; Metazoa; Chordata; Actinopteri; Cyprinodontiformes; Goodeidae
Gene: hspb8
Product: heat shock protein b8
Exons: 3
Coding region: 229-894 (221 amino acids)
Biological process (GO): cellular response to unfolded protein
Cellular component (GO): protein folding chaperone complex; nucleus; cytoplasm
Molecular function (GO): protein homodimerization activity
Source: RefSeq, a predicted model, not a curated record